UGCAGAGCUCCCCCUUAAAACAAGCUAAUCAAAUCGAUCCGCUUUGAUGAAAGUGGAGAGAACUCGCGUGCGCUACAAAAAUCGCUUCAUUUGCUAGAAGGAUUUGGGUUGCAUUUUAGCGGUGUGACAUUUACCUCCUUCCCUGGUUACUGACUCUGACCUUGUGACCCCAGGCUGCCAGGACACCGUGACUGAGGAGGCCACCAUGAAUCAGGAGGGGCAGCAUGACCCCCUCCACACAAAUACCCUACCGCCAGAUACACCCCCAGCACCCAAGCUCUCUCAAGCCCAAGAGGGACACUCCGAACUGGGGGAAGAGAAGGCAGACAGCCCUAGGGGUAGAACUGUUAGGCCCUGUAAUGGGACAAAGACAAAGGAGGGUGCAACAGAGGUAGAUAGUGGGGAAGGGGGCGGAGAUACCACAGAAUACGGAAAUAUAGAGGUCAUCCUGGGAUCGGAGACAUAUGGAAAGAGUACCAGGAAUAAGCAAUUUAAUAAAAAGGAACUCAAAUGUUCUGUAACUCAAAAUGGCAAUGGGGACAUCUGUGAAGGUGAAGGCACAGAAGUGGCACUGCCCAAGAGCCCUGCAGAGGACUCAACAAAGCCCCUGUGCUCUCUGAGGUUUAAAAACGGGGUUGAAGAUGACAGCGAAGGACAAGAGGAUGAGGAGGGGGCUGUGGAAGUGUCCUCAGCACAGGGGAAUCUAGACACCUUCAGCUCCACAUUUGAGCUCUCUGUAGAAGAAGCGGAUGCAGAGGUAGAGGACGAAGAAGAAAGAGUGGAAAGGGAAGGAACAGGUGUGACCUCAAACCAGGACAGUUUCAGUUCUACGUUUGAGCGCAUUGUUGAGCAGGUUACAAAGACUACAGCUGUCAAGGAGGAAGAGGAUGAAGGAGAGGAAGAGUACGACAGGACGAAAGAGAUCCAGGAUGGUUUUAGCUCCACGUUUGAGCGUAUUGUCGAGUCAGAGCUUCUGAAAGGUGGGACUUGCUACAGCAGUCUGGAUUCUCUGGACGUACUGUCGCUCACAGACGAGACGGACAGCUGCGUCAGCUUCGAGGCGCCGCUCACACCUCUUAUCCAGCAGAGGGCCCUAAUGGGCCCUGAAACUCCAGAACUGGAGCUGGAGACCGUGCAGGAAGGGGCUGAGAACCAGGAGGGGGAGGCCGAGCUGGGAACGGAUCCAACAAGGGAGGGACUCAGGGAUGGAGCCAGCUCUGGAAGUCCGCUAUGGACCACCAUACCAGAAAGCCGGUCGGAAAAUGUCUUGAGCCAUCCGGCACAAUGGAGCAUCCCUAAUGGAUUCCACAUUGAGCUGCCUGGGAAUGGAGAGAGUGGGGGCCAAAUUAUUCCAAACUCUAUCAGUGAUGCCAACCUCACAGAUGUGCUGUGCGACUCAGAUUCAGAGCUGGGCAGCGUUGACACCCCGGAGAGGGGCAGCACAGAUACUCUCGCCAAUGGUUGCCGCAUCGACACGGAUGCUGCCAAACGACUGGCUAAGCGGCUGUUCUACCUGGAGGGCUUCAAGCGCUGUGAUGUUGCACGACACCUGGGCAAGAAUAAUGAAUUCAGCCAGUUGGUGGCAUCAGAGUACCUGAGCUUCUUUGAUUUCACAGGGUUGUCCUUAGACAGAGCGCUGAGGAACUUCCUGAAGGCAUUUCCUCUGAUGGGAGAGACGCAGGAGAGAGAACGUGUGCUGGUGCACUUCUCCAAGCGCUUCUGCCACUGUAACCCAGAGGAUCUCAACUCAGAGGAUGGAGCUCAUACACUAACUUGUGCACUUAUGCUUCUUAACACAGACCUGCAUGGACACAACAUUGGGAAGAAGAUGUCAUGUCAGCAGUUCAUUAGCAAUCUGGACGGCCUCAAUGACAGCAAAGAUUUUCCCAAAGAAUUACUCAAGGUGCUCUAUAACUCAAUAAAGAACGAAAAGCUGGAGUGGGCGAUCGAGGAAGAGGAGUUGAGAAAGAGCCUGUCGGAGCUGGUGGACGGGCAGUGCGAGGCGGGGGGGAAACGGGUUGUCAGGGUAACAGAUAGCAGUAACCCUUUCAUCGCCAUACCACUCGUACUCAAUGCUGCAACGUAUAAACACGGGGUUCUGACACGAAAAAGCCACGCAGACACGGAUGGCAAACGCACCCCGAGAGGACGCAGAGGCUGGAAGAAGUUUUAUGCUGUGCUGAAGGGAAUGAUUCUCUACCUGCAGAAAGAUGAGUAUAAGCCUGAUAAAGAUCUGUCAGAGGUGGAUCUGAAGAAUGCAGUCCGGGUUCAUCACGCACUGGCUAUAAGAGCCUGUGACUACAGCAAGAGAGCAAAUGUCCUGAAACUGAAGACUUCUGACUGGAGGGUGUUCCUCCUGCAGGCACCGAGUGAGGAGGAGAUGAUGUCAUGGAUUUUCAGGAUAAAUCUGGUGGCGGCUCUUUUCUCGGCUCCGGCUUUUCCUGCUGCCAUUGGCUCCAUGAAGAAAUUCUGCAGACCGUUGCUGCCUUCAUCCACAACUAGACUCAACCAGGAGGAGCAACUGAAGUCCCAUGAGAACAAACUGAAACAGAUCUCUUUGGAAUUGGAGGAACACAAGAGAAGCCCACCGGAUCUGACGCCCAAGAAUAAAGAAUCAGAAGAAUAUCGAAUCAAAGAGCACUAUUUAACCUAUGAGAAAUGCCGUUACGAAACAUACGUCAGUCUCCUGCAGGCAAAGUUCCGCACAGGAAGUGAUGACCUGGACAAGAUUGAAGCCAGUCUGUUCAAUGUGGAGGGGAAGGAAGGUUACCUGCGUAAAACUAAAUCCAGCCCAUCUAUAAGCCAAGGUCACAGUGUCAACGGACGGGCUGGUCAUAAAAACGCUCCAGAGCACAAUAGCUGAACAGCUUUCUUACUUUGACCUUUGAACUCACGUCAUAGACUCAAGUCAGACCCGGACUGCAGUGCGAUUGGAUAAACGAGACGCACUCAUUUCUUGAACCGACAAAAAUACAAACGUAGCAUUACAAUGUCCUUAUUUCAGUGUACAGUAAAUUUAUUAUGACCAUUAUAUGUAUUAUUAGUAUUAUUACUACAAAAUAAACAUUGUUAAUAAUGCUAUAAGCAUUAUGUGCCAAAUACGAAAGGAAAGGGAGACCAAGACUGUAUUGGAAAAGAAACGGCGACACAACAAUGCAUAUAAUGUCAAGAGAAAGGAAAAUUUCAUGUUGCUAAGAUGAGUUGCACUAUGACAUCAAUCUGCUGCAUGUUGAUGUAACAAGGAGAUCCGUUUUGAUUCCAAUAUGGAGCAUGUUUUGAAGGUAUAGAAGACUUUAUUAUGACAUCACAAUCAACAUACUGUGAUGGUAUUAGAACUUAAUUUAUUCAUGACAUCACUUAAUGGCACAAUGUGUUUGACCCAAUAACUUUCUUCGUGACAUCACAAUAUGUGGCUGUGUGCAGUAAUGGCUUCCUGAUGGACAGGUCAGGUUUAGAUGUAGCAUUCGGUUUACUCAUGAGGCGGCGCUCGUAUCAGCCUUAUUAAGUAGCCAGUUUAAGGGCUUUGCCACACACCGGGGUGCAUGUAAAGAUCCAUGUAGUAUUAACUGACCCCUUGUAAUUAUUUAUUAUGUUAUAUUUAUUAAUUGUACAAUUAUCCAUUUGGGAAAUAUAGUGGAUUAUGGGAAGACACUUGUAAAGAUGAAUACAUUGUAACCUUAAGUAGUUUACUAAGUUUAACCCUGUACCAUUGUUUUAUAACUCUGCUAAAAAGCCGAUGAUCAAUAUUGUAUCCAGGGAUAUGUUGAAUGGAAUUUUCCAGGUUCAAUACAAGCUGAGCUCUAUCUACAGGAUUUGUGGUAUAUAUGUUGAUUACUACAGAAAAUUAUUUCGACUUGUCCGUCAGUUUAAAAAGAAAGCAAAAAUAGUGGUUAGUAAGGCAGGGCCAUGAACAUUGAGGCUUUUAAAAUAGAAAUGUGAAGGUCAUAUUUUUGUUAAUAUUAUUUGUUCUUUAAAUAUGUUUGAUUUGAUCUGUAAAGUUGUCUAAAUCAUCCUUUUUUUCUUUUAUGUAGUGGGACUACUAUUAUAAGCAGAUGACCUUCUAGUUGUGCUGAUAUAAUUCCUGUGUUUGGAAUUUAUUUGAAAUCUCAGAGACCCAAGCAUGGAAUCUUUUUUUAAGUGUUUUUAGGAAGCCACUGGUUAUAAAAAUGAUGAAUAUUUAUGAAUAUUUUGGGGUGAAUCUUGGCAAAAUAUUUUAAAAUUGCAACGUUGAGCAUUUAGGGUUGCCAAAAUGUCAGCACCGUUUUUUUUUAGACAGUAAGGGGAAAUUCUGAAUUCACAAUUCAAUACACAAAGUAUAUGAAAAAUAUUUAAUUUUAAGCAGAAAGUGUAAAUUCAUGAACAUUCAUGACAUUUUACUAUUUUAAACUAAUAAGGCCUAUUGAUAUUAAUGAUAUAUUUGCCAGAGUAAUCAAAAUAAUAAAAAUACCCAUCAUCUCUAUGUAAUGUUGCAUAUUUAAUAUACCAUAAAUACCAUUGACCACUAAUGCCCAGCAUUGCAUUUUUGCCGCACUUAGAAAAAUUGUCUCAAAUUUAUGAAAGUUGAUAUUUAUGGGAAAUAUAAUCAUUUUUCAAUCGGUAAACAUGUUGGGCAUGAAGAAGAAAAAAAGGGUCAAAAACUUGCUUGGAAAAUUGCUCAGUUUGUUCUAAAAGUGGGUAACACUUUAUUUUACAGUGUCCUUGUUACACAUAUUACAUGUAUUGACUAUAGUAAUAACAGUCAAUUAUGCAUAAUUACAAGCAACUAAGCCUAAACCAAACCAAACCCUAAACCUAUAGUAAAUACAUGUUGUUAAUUAGUAAUAAUCAGUAAUUACUUGUGUAAUUACACUGUGACAAGGACACUGUAAAAUAAAGUGUAACCCAAAAGUGUUACAAGCAACUGUGUCAACUAGCCAUGACCUUUUUGUGUGACUUUAGACAGUUCAUAUUCAGGGGUUUUUUCCCUCCAAAACUGUUGUUAUGAAACUAUUUAGUGUCAGCUAUUGUUACCUGUAGUUUGUAAUCCAUACAAAAUUUAAGAUUUUUGUAGUGUAUUUUAUUUUAUUUUAUUUUAUUGUAUUUUUUUAACAGCAGAUUUGUGUUUUGAUUUUUUUUAGAGGUGGAAUUAACUGUAAAUAUUCCGAGAUGUGGCAGAACGUUGGCAAUGCUUGUGAUUGGCCAAAUACAAAGUUCAACUAUUCUGAUAACCUCUAAUCUCUUAAAAAUUCAAAUACUUAAGUCAAUAUUCCAGUUCCGUACAGUUAUGCUAUGCUGGAUCUCUGAGGGUAAAGUAAAAGGUCAUUCUCUUGUAUCUUUGUGUGCAGAAUGAAAAAGUUACUGGGUUUACUGGCUUUACAUGGUCAUGACAUGAGUUAAAAAUAUUAGAUAUAAAUGAGUCUUUUGACUAUACUUUCAAAGCAUUACCUUGCCCCUUACUUCCAUUUUAAAUGCCUUACUUUAACCACAAUCUUUGCUUUAAAAGAAAAAAAACAAAGGGAUGUGUCAAAAUCCAUUUCUGUGGUAACCAACAUUGUGCUAUAAAUGCUGUUGAUAGCACUUUAACUCUAUCAGUCCUGUUGGAAGUGUUGAAAAAUAUAGUGUCUUAACUCGGGACAGGGUAUAGAACUGAAAGAGAUAUUGUAAAUUCACGUGUAUGUGCUCAAGAGAGGAAGGAAGACUGUAAGAUGUUGAGUGGGUAUGCAAAUGUGCAUCAGUGAUGAAGAGGAAAACAUUUUAGACUCAAAGCAUCCCCCUCAUAUUCUUCAUUCAGUGGACCACAAAGCAUCUAUCUAUCAUGUGUCUCUAUGUGCCUGCAGAAAUUACAACUUGGACAGAACACUGAGCAGCAGGACUGCAUGCUACAUACCAUGGACCUACUGGCCUCGUCAUUUCCAUCACUAGUGUACUGAAACAUGUGGAAAGCAUCUUUUAAAAAGGACUAUCAGUAUCACAAAUCAAUGCUGAAAAUGUAUUGCUUUAGAAGAAGAAAUCUGUUCAUGAGCUACCAAACAGGACUCUGGUCAGCCCUGCUGACGGCUAAACUGAAUGGUACAAACUUUGUUUGAGCAAGUGCAAGUAGAUUUUUAUAGUCAUGUUUCAAAGCAUGAAGACAGUGAAAGUAAGGAAAUGAACUUUUGGCUCUUUUAUGCUUUAUGGGAUGUGGAAUGAUAUAAGAGCUGCAAUUUUAUACAUUCUUAGUAAUGGCUUUCUUAAAGGGACCUCUCUAUAGCCUAAUUUUUGCUUUGGCUGUUGUGCUAACAUAAUUUUCCCGUUUAGGGUAGAACUCAGAUGCUGUUGUAAUAAAAGAUUGUGAUGAUUAUUUUAUGAUCUCCA
This is a messenger RNA of Myxocyprinus asiaticus (Chinese sucker), 6333 nucleotides long. It is a transcript of the gene psd2, whose product is annotated as pleckstrin and Sec7 domain containing 2. The record is from RefSeq and is a predicted model, not a curated record. Gene Ontology annotation, molecular function: guanyl-nucleotide exchange factor activity; protein binding; phospholipid binding. Lineage: Eukaryota; Metazoa; Chordata; Actinopteri; Cypriniformes; Catostomidae. Gene Ontology annotation, biological process: regulation of ARF protein signal transduction. The coding region runs from base 206 to 2863 and encodes 885 amino acids. The transcript is spliced from 15 exons.